Tupaia belangeri chinensis (Chinese tree shrew) is the source of this 1021-nucleotide messenger RNA. RefSeq names its product PYM1 exon junction complex associated factor (gene PYM1). Lineage: Eukaryota; Metazoa; Chordata; Mammalia; Scandentia; Tupaiidae. Gene Ontology annotation, cellular component: cytoplasm; exon-exon junction complex. Gene Ontology annotation, biological process: exon-exon junction complex disassembly. Gene Ontology annotation, molecular function: RNA binding. The record is from RefSeq and is a predicted model, not a curated record.
GCAAGUACAUCGCCUCAACACAACGACCUGACGGGACCUGGCGCAAACAGCGAAGGGUGAAAGAAGGCUAUGUGCCCCAGGAGGAGGUCCCAGUGUAUGAAAACAAGUAUGUAAAGUUUUUCAAGAGUAAACCAGAAUUGCCCCCAGGGCUGAGUCCCCAAGUCCCUGCUCCUGUCACUUCAUCCAGGCCUGAAGGUGGCGAACCUGGCCUCUCCAAGACAGCCAAACGCAACCUGAAGCGAAAAGAGAAGAGGCGGCAGCAGCAAGAGAAAGGAGAGGCAGAGGCUUUGAGCUGGACUCUUGAUAAGGUGUCACUGGGCGAGCCGGCCCAACUCCCCUGUGCUCUGCAGGGCUCCCGGGCUGCCCCUACAACUGCCUCUGACCAUCCUGACUCAGCUGCCACCACCGAGAAAGCCAAGAAGAUAAAGAACCUGAAGAAGAAGCUCCGGCAGGUGGAAGAGCUGCAGCAGCGGAUUCAAGCUGGGGAAGUCAGCCAGCCCAGCAAAGAGCAGCUGGAGAAGCUGGCAAGGAGGAGGGCGCUGGAGGAGGAGCUGGAGGACUUAGAGCUCGGCCUGUGAGGCCUCUGGAGAAUCCAGGAUGGACUGCAGAACAAACCAUGGGGUGCUCUGGGGUCUGGGGAAAUGUGGGCAGCAGUCAGGAGGGGUACUCCCCAUCCUGCCUCACUUCCACCUCUUGCAGCCCCAUUUUGUCUUUCAGAGCCUAGCCUCUCCUCAUUCCUUCUCUUCCCAGCUCCUAUUUUUUGGACUUCCCCCCACCUGUUCCCAGUGUCCAAAAUCUGAGUGAUUCCCCCAGGUACCCUUGCUGCUGAUUUGGGUGUCUUGUUUAAAAGAGAAGUGGGUGGGUGGGAAUCUCUCGGAGGACUGAGGUUGAGGGUAGAGGAAAUACGCCCAAGUCUUGGAGUCUUUGUUCCUGUUAUCAGUGUUUAUGGGUUAUUUCUCCCUCCAUCCCUCACCACAUUUUUUUUUUUUUUUUAAGAAUGAGAAUAAACAAGUAGACAACG